Perognathus longimembris pacificus (Pacific pocket mouse) is the source of this 3196-nucleotide messenger RNA. RefSeq names its product LDL receptor related protein 11 (gene Lrp11). Gene Ontology annotation, molecular function: protein binding. NCBI's taxonomy places the organism in Eukaryota, Metazoa, Chordata, Mammalia, Rodentia, Heteromyidae. The record is from RefSeq and is a predicted model, not a curated record. Bases 1 to 1575 code for a protein of 524 amino acids. The transcript has 7 exons.
AUGGUCCGCGCCGCCGGGGAGGGCGCGGGCUCGGGGCGCCGGCGGCCGUGGCGUCCCGGGGCGCUACGCGGGCUGCUGCCGCCGCUGCUGCUGCUGCUGUGCCCGUGGCCGCCGAGCGUCCGCGCCGCCGGGGCCCCGCCGGCGCCGCUGUCCGAGCUGCACGCGCAGCUGUCGGGCGUGGAGCAGCUGCUGGAGGAGUUCCGCCGGCAGCUCCAGCAGGAGAGGCCGCAGGAGGAGCUGGAGCUGGAGCUGCGCGGCGGCGGCGGCCCCCGGGAGGGCUGCCCCGGCCCGGGCGGCGACGGCUACAGCGCCAUGGCGGACGCCAUCAUCCGCACCAAGGACUCCAUCGCGGCGGGCGCCAGCUUCCUGAGGGCGCCGGCGGCCGUGCGGGACUGGCGGCAGUGCGUGGCGUCCUGCUGCUCCGAGCCGCGCUGCUCCGUGGCCGUGGUGGAGCGGCCCCGGCGGCCCCCGGCCCCGGCCGCCGCGCUCCGCUGCUACCUCUUCAACUGCACGGCGCACGGCCGCAGCGUCUGCAAGUUCGCGCUGCACCGGGGCUACAGCAGCUACAGCCUCAGCCGCGCCCCCGAUCCGGGGGACCUGGAAGCCCACCUCAGCCUCAGCCGCGCCCCGGAUCUGGGGGACCUGGAAGCCGCCGCUCCGGCCAAGGCCACUGCCUGGGCCCAGCCCCCUCUGGAUGAGGACACGCCUCCGCUUAGCAAGGCUGGGAAGGACGUGAUUUUGCAUCUGCCCACAGACGGGGUGAUUUUGGAUGGCCGAGAGAGCACGGAUGACCAUGCCAUCGUCAAGUACGAGUGGACGCUGUUGCAGGGUGACCCGUCCCUGGACAUGAAGGUGCCUCAGCCAGGAACCCUGAAGCUGUCCCACCUGCAGGAAGGGGACUACACCUUCCAGCUGACGGUGACCGACACCGUGGGGCAGAGAAGCUCUGACAACGUGUCGGUGGCUGUGCGUGCCAGGACCUACUCCCCGGGAGGAUGCCUGACCGCUUGCUCGCGCUACCACUUCUUCUGCGAUGACGGCUGCUGCAUCGACAUCACCCUGGCUUGCGAUGGCGUGCGCCAGUGUCCAGAUGGGUCUGACGAAACCUUCUGUCAAAACCUGGGCCUUGACCGCAAGAUGGUAACUCACACAGCUGCUGGUCCUGCCCAGCCAGGAACCAUGGGGCGCAGUCAAAAUGCAGGGGAGAACUCCGUGUUGGAAAAGUCCCAGAAAGCCCCUACCCCCAACCAGCCAGCUAUUUUGUCUGACACAGAGAAGAACCAUUCCUCCUCCGUGGGUUCAGAAAGUGAAGUCCUGCCCCUGGUGCCAGAUAUUUCCUCAAAGAAGCAGAAACAAGAGGAAAAUUUUAUUUUUGAGUCCAAGAGUGAUCAUGGAAGAGAACACCCACCCCCAGAAGCAGGUGCGGUACUGCCUCUGGCCUUGGGCUUGGCCAUCACUGCUUCACUGCUUCUCAUGGUUGCUUGCCGAUUACGACUGAUGAAACAGAAACUUAAGAAAGCUCGCCCCAUUACAUCUGAGGAAUCUGACUACCUCAUAAAUGGGAUGUAUUUAUAAUAAGUGUAAUUUACCUAGCUUAGGGCAACGACAUGCUUCCCUCACAAUUAUGUUGGGCGCUGCCAUUUCCAACCUCUUGCAAGAUUCUGUAAGUCACAAACCUUUAUUUAUUGUAGAUUUCCUUUAGGAAGUAGAUGAAGUGUUUUGAAAUUUAGAGAGGAAUUCAUCUGAUUAAAGACUUUUACCAUCUGAAUUCUCAAUUUAUUAAUCUGUCCCUGGAAGCGCAGCUUGUUAUCUGCUGAGGCAGAGAAGUUGGUAUUUCUACAUGAUCUCAGGAUGGCAGUGCUUUGUUGAAAAGCAACCACCGCUGGCCCCUGGAACCCCUGGGCAGCUUCUCCAGGUUCUGGGGCCUCUUCUGCUUUAAGUUUCCAGGUUCUCCUUUCUCAUCUCCCUCCAAAAAUGUGUCUGAAAAUGGGUCACGUGAGUUUAUGCCUGAGCUGGGACCGCUGACAGGCGCGUAUGUUGUAAACUUUCUCCUCAGGUGAAGGAAGACUCCGGGUAGUGUAGCUGCCCAGUGCCUCACAUCGUAUCAUGCCGGUGGCUGUCAUCUUAGGCUGACCCUUAGAGAAAACCAGAGUUUGGAUUAGGUAGGGCUCUAAGACGGCUAUGAAGUAAGGUAGGAAAUGAAGGUAGGAGAGAGAACCUGGUGAACCAAAAUUUUUAAUAAAAACAGCUGUGGGUAAAUGUGCAAGACAAUUCCUAUUGGUUCUGGCUGGUCAACAUGGCCCUGUGGUCCAGGACACGUCAUGUCUGUAGUCACUGUUCUCACCACAAGUCCUCGGUGCAAGAGAGAAAUGCAAACGCAAACUGAACAUUGGAUUUCUGGGCACAGCUUCUGUAAAACUCAUCACCAUGUUUAAGUAUUGGCUCAUAAUCUGACUUACUAAAAUGAGCUAGGGAUUUGUGUAUGGCAAGUGCUCUACCACUGAGCUACAACCCAGCCCUUAUCAGUUUUAAUUCUUUAAAAUGAUGUCAUGAACACUCAGCUAAAUGUCAGACUUGAAAUAUUUCCAGAGCAGAAAGCAAUUUUGCAAAAAUUUAUCCUUACAGAAGACUGGCAUCUAACUUAGCCCCUGCUCCUUUAAAAUUUGUGGGCACUGAACAGCAAAUUACCCACAUCACACUCUCGAAGUUAUCCUACUGAAGGAGCAUGUAGUGACAGGGGGUCUCACUUGUUCCUAUUUAUUUUUACAUAAGUGGAAAAUGUUUUAAUGCACUUGAAAAAUAGCCUGGAUCUGCUUCUUUAGGGGCUUGAUUUUGGUGGCAGAUAUAUUGCAAUACAUAAACAAAUGGAAAAUUAGCUCUAGAAAACCAAAUUGACUAUCAUGUUUGUUUCCUGAGAAACUGUCCCUUUUAAUUAAAUGUUUAGAGUGAUUUAAACAUACUGAUGACAGUUUUGAGAGAAAUGAAGGUAUUGGUAUCUGUGAUGCUGUAGAAUUUUUUUAUCUAGAAGGAUGUCACCUAUAGCCAUAUCUACUAACAAGUGUUAAGGCAUGCAGCUCCCAGCACAUUUUAUAUAUGAAGAAAUUAAUACUAUUUAGUAUUGCUAUGAUGUUGAAAUACUUAAGAUGUUCCAUAUGUAAACAAUAUUCCUUUAAUAAAUUGUAUUUUCUUCUUCCAC